Tremella mesenterica DSM 1558 is the source of this 1173-nucleotide messenger RNA. RefSeq lists its product as uncharacterized. NCBI's taxonomy places the organism in Eukaryota, Fungi, Basidiomycota, Tremellomycetes, Tremellales, Tremellaceae. The record is from RefSeq and is a predicted model, not a curated record. The transcript is spliced from 5 exons. Bases 1 to 1173 code for a protein of 390 amino acids. Gene Ontology annotation, molecular function: nucleic acid binding; zinc ion binding.
AUGAUAGAAAGUUCCAGAGAAGGGUGGAAGGUACCACACGGAACUAUGGUAGAAGCGACUAAGUACGGAAGUAGCUACAACCACCGAGUUAAGGAGAGCUACCACCGAGCAGUUCGACGUACUACGGCGAGGUUAGCCGCAGUUAUUCGACGAUCACCUUAUCACUUACCGCUCGACCUAUUACUACGGCAUAUUAGCCGAGGUUUGUCGACCUAUCAAGGAUCGCUCUUACCGACGACCCGUACAAACCUCGGAGCAGUUCAAGAUUGUAUGCAACCGGAAAGAAGAGUUACAAGAAGUAUGAGUAGACCAGGAGAAACGGUAGAAGAGACGGAGAGGAGGAUGUUGGAGGAAUUAAGACAAAACUUGGGGCCAUUGCCUGGUGCAAUUGAUACCCCCGAAGGAUCAACCCAAGGAGAUGAUUUUUAUCCACCCCUACCUCUUGAACCACCCCCCCUGCCAACCGGAUUAUCAGAACCACCGACUGUAGGGACAGGUUCAGAAGGGUCGGGACAAACACCGCGACCAAGGGAGAAGAACACGGAAGGUGGACUAAGUUCGGCGGGGAGCGAAGGAGUAGGGAGAGCGGAGGAAGAGGCCACCACUCAGAAAAUGAUGCUGGCGAUGAUGAACAUGAUGAUGGAGAUGAACAGGGACAUGAUAGCGGAGAGGAGACGUCGGGAGGGACAGGAGAAGAAGAAGGAACAGGAGACGGUUGGAGGAAUAGGGGAGAAGAAAGAGGAAGUAAAUCGGGGAGGGGAACGGAGGAGCGAGGAGAAAUGGCAAUCUACGCCGAAGUUCGAGGGCACGCAAUCGAAGGGCACGAACGGGGGAAGGGCAAUACCAACGGAUGUAGACGAACUAAAUCGUCGUUGGCCGAGACCCAGUGCUGAUGAGGUUUUAAAGCGUCGGGAGGAAGGGAAGUGUACUGGGUGUGGAGAGAGAGGGCAUUACAACCGGGAUUGUCCUGUAAUAGCGGCGAAGGUAAAAGCCGGGAUCAUCCCCUUGAGAUCUUUUGGACAAAAUGCUGGAGGAGAAGGGAGAUUUAGCACGGGGGGAAACGCCGUCCCUCUUGGGGACAGGAAGAAGAUCAAUGCAGUUGGAGGGGAAGAAGCAUGUGUUGGAGAGCGGGGGAUGGACGAGGAGGAAAAAGAUGGGGACCCGUCGCGAUAG